Molecule: messenger RNA, 2561 nt
Organism: Papilio polytes (common Mormon)
Lineage: Eukaryota; Metazoa; Arthropoda; Insecta; Lepidoptera; Papilionidae
Gene: GAA1
Product: glycosylphosphatidylinositol anchor attachment 1 protein
Exons: 11
Coding region: 137-2383 (748 amino acids)
Biological process (GO): attachment of GPI anchor to protein
Cellular component (GO): GPI-anchor transamidase complex; membrane
Source: RefSeq, a predicted model, not a curated record
CUUAACGUUACAAUUUGUUUCUGAAUUUAUGUUUAUCAAUUGAUGAUUUCAGAGAUUUAUGUGAAUACACCAAAUUGUUAACUAUGUUUUAGGAUAACAAUAUAGCUUACAUACUCCUAACGUUAUCUAAGUUAACAUGGGGUUAUUAUCAGACCCGGAGUAUGGGUCGGCGAAAUGGGUUAAGAUCCUUCGAAAAAUUCAAGGGCCGCUAUGUCUUCUGUUUUACAUUGGAGCAAUUGGAUGGUUUCUGAUGCUUGGAAAUCGGGACUUCAACAAUGAGACGUAUUUCUCAGAGAAUGCUUUACUCCCGGGUUUAGUUGCAAAGGAGUUUAACGCUGAAUCAAGUGCAAAUAGGUUCUAUAGUGAACUUUUGCAAGAAAUGGAGGAAAAGUAUGAAGAAACAGGUGAAAUGCCUGUAUCCUGGCUAGUUGGUAAAAUGUCUCAGUUGCAUUUAGAAGUUUACACUCACAACUUCACCCUCAAUUAUCCAAUGGGACAGGGCCAGGUGUACAAAGGUACUAAUGUGUAUGGCAUACUAAGAGCUGCAAGAACCCCUUCCCUUGAAGCAUUGGUUGUAUCAGCUCCAUUCCGAUACAUGUCCACACAUCAGAAGGGAACCGCAGCUGGGAUUGCAUUGAUGUUGUCAUUCGCACAAUUUGCUAGACCUCAAAAAUAUUGGGCCAAGGAUAUAAUAUUCCUUGUGACAGAAUACGAACAACUAGGAAUGCAGGCCUGGCUUGAAGCAUACCAUGGACUUAACAAUGAACCUGGAAACUUCUACUCAAGUCUAGGAAGUUUCUGGAAACAAGAUCUACCUUUGUUAGAUCUAGCUAAGUUUACGUCGCCUAUAGAUUGGGGUGAAGAGGCACAAAGUCUUAAUCCAGGCAAAUUGCAAGGCAGAUCUGGAUCUAUACAGGCGGCUAUCAAUUUGGAAUUUGAUUCACCUAAAUUUAAGUACAUAGAGGUGAAAAUCGAAGGAUUAAACGGACAACUACCUAAUCUGGACCUUGUGAAUUUAGUUCAUAAACUAUGUGUGAAAUCUGGGAUACAUCACUCUUAUAAGAACAGUUAUUCAUGGAUUCGUCGUAACAAGAUGGACGAAUGGGUGAACGGUAUUUGGACAAUGCUCGGUAUGGUGAACACACAAUUCCCUGGGGUACCAAAUGGUAAUCACGGAUUAUUCCAUCGUUUCGGAAUCGAAGCUGUGACUUUAGAAGGUAGAGAUGCAAACGACCCGGCGGGAAUUCCGCCCAAAGUUAACUCUAUACCCACCGCUAGCUUCUACAAACUCGGCACAGCUUUAGAAAGUAUAAUCCGAUCGUUGAAUAACUUGCUAGAGAGAUUUCACCAAAGUUACUUCUUUUAUCUUCUUGCUUCCACUAAUAGAUUUAUUUCUAUCGGACAAUAUAUGCCAUCACUCUGUUUACUCUGUGCUGCUAUGUUAAUACGAGCAUUAUCGCUAUGGGUUAAUAUACAAGAUGACGAAACUGACGCACAAAAUGAUACGCCAAAAGAUAAAGAUACAAAAGUAGCACAAAAAGAUACAAAAGACGCACCGAAAGAUACAAAAGCAGCACAGAAAGAUACAAAAGAUAAUUCAGGAAUAACGGAGAAUAUUGAAAAGAAAUCGGACAAAGCAUCCGAUAAAAUAGAGGAUAAAUUAGAAAGUGACGGGAAAUCGGAUAAAGAUGAUGUUAAAGAUCUAGUAUCAAAAGAUGAAGGGAAAGGUGAUGGAUUUAGCGUAGUAAAUAUAGGAGCUAAUUAUCUUUUGGUACAUUUAUUGGGAUAUAUGGUGAUGAACUCUCCUGUAAUCUUCAGUCAAAUUGGUGCGAAGUAUUUCGAAUAUCCGUCAGAGUUCUCUGUUUACUGCGGUUUUAUUGGAUUAUCAAUUAUUAUAACCAUUAUAUCGCCGUUUUUACCACGACUGUUCAGAUCUGGGCCAUUAACACGAGAAGAAAUGACAUUAAUGAAUAUAUUGGUUUUAAUUGAAUUAUCAACCGCAUGUCUUGCUAUUGGUAUGCAUAAUUUCUCUCUAGGACUUGUGGUAGCGACAGUUUAUACCCCAUUGUCUCUGGUCGUCGGAGUCAUUGACAGUAAGAAACGAUCAAUAAUGCUACAAGUGAAGCGUAUAAUCUGCCUUCUUCUUCACCCGCUGUGCUUUAUGUCUUUGGCCAUGAUAAGUUACAGCCGCGUGUUGUUCCCUGAGGAGGGGUUGGGUAAUAUGAUUUCCCGCGGGAAGGACGCCGCCAUGCAAGCUGUCAUGUUCUCCAUUGUUGACUCUAUGAUUUAUGGCAACUGGUUGUACAAUGUUGCUACAUGCAUAUUUCUUCCAACUUGGAUCAUCUUUUGGCAAAUACUAUGUAACAAAGUUGAGAUUUCUUAGUACAAAACUAAUUUAUUAGACAUAAUUUAAGUUUAUUUGUAAUUUUCAUGUUCUGUUGAUAACUGGGAGAUUUGUGUAAAACAGUUUUAUAAGUUUUAAAUGAGAUUUUAAAACUGGAUGAAAUGAAUGGUUAUGUUUUUUUUUAUUCCAAAGAGAAAUAAAUGUGUUUGUAUUCUUA